AUGGCCAAGUACGGAGAAGGAGACAAACGAUGGAUCGUGGAAGACAGACCAGACGGAGCCAACGUGCACAACUGGCACUGGGCAGAGACAGACUGUUUAGAAUGGUCAAGAAAUCUCCUCUCCAAACUCCUCAACAACCUUACCAUCCUCGACGGCGAAGGGAAUCUCUUCAUCAACAUCAACAAGGUUGAAAAAGUUGAGGGAGAGGCUUAUGUUAAUGUCCGAAAGGGGAAAAUAAUUCCGGGUUAUGAAUUAAACGUGGUUCUUUCGUGGCAAGGUGAAGCGAAAGAUAAUGAAGGGAAUAGUUUAUUGAAGGUAGAUGGAUCUGUUGAAAUUCCGUAUAUUUCUGAUGAGAAUGCUGAUGAAGAUCCUGAGAUUCGUGUCACGGUGAAAGAUGAAGGCCCAAUUGGAAAGACUUUGAAGGAUGCUAUGUUUGCGAAAGGGAAGCCCCUGGUGGAGGAAAAAGUUAGAGUUUAUGUGCAGAGUAUGGCGAAAGGUGGGCCCGCGAAGGAGGAAUUGGAGAUUAAGAAGGUGGAGAAAAAGGGGCAGCCGGUGGCUGGGGCAUCGGUGAAGAAGGAGGGGAAUGUAGCUCCGGUUAUGAAAAAGGAGGAGGUCAAGAAGGAGUUAAAGAAAGAGGGUUUUAAGAGUAUUAGUUUGACGGAGAAAUUUAGUUGUAGAGCCAAGGAUUUGUUUGAGAUAUUGAUGGAUGAGAAUAGGUGGAAGGGGUUUACGCAGAGUAAUGCGAGGAUUAGUAAAGAGGUUGGAGGGGAGUUUAGUAUUUUUGAUGGGUCGGUCACGGGGAGAAAUUUGGAAUUGCAGGAGGGGAAAUUGAUUGUGCAGCAAUGGAGGUUUGGGAACUGGCCUGAUGGGAUUGUUUCGAAGGUAAGAAUGACUUUUAAUGAGCCUGAACCUGGGGUUACUGUAGUGAAGGUGGUGCAUACUGAUAUACCUGAGGAAGACAGAUAUGGGAAUGCAACUGUGGUGGAGAAUACUGAAAGAGGAUGGCGGGAUCUUAUUUUAAACAAGAUACGGGCAGUUUUUGGUUUUGGCAUAUGA
Dovyalis caffra is the source of this 1056-nucleotide messenger RNA. Lineage: Eukaryota; Viridiplantae; Streptophyta; Magnoliopsida; Malpighiales; Salicaceae. The record is from the annotation of a GenBank genome assembly.